Capsella rubella is the source of this 3416-nucleotide messenger RNA. RefSeq names its product nucleolar and coiled-body phosphoprotein 1. The record is from RefSeq and is a predicted model, not a curated record. The transcript is spliced from 14 exons. Gene Ontology annotation, cellular component: nucleus; chromatin. The coding region runs from base 290 to 2983 and encodes 897 amino acids. NCBI's taxonomy places the organism in Eukaryota, Viridiplantae, Streptophyta, Magnoliopsida, Brassicales, Brassicaceae. Gene Ontology annotation, biological process: mitotic sister chromatid cohesion; DNA repair.
AAGUUUUUUUUGUAAGUUUGAGCGAACACAAAAAAAAGAGAGAGAGAGAGAGAGAGAGAGGAGAAAACCCUAGCGUGUUGUUCAGUAGUGACUCUGGGGGGAGAUUUCUUGUUGUUUCCUCGGCAAAUCCAGCUUUCUCAUCUCUUUCCAUUUGUGGAAUCGACGGUGGCUUUAGCUUUUUCAUGCUCUCCGAAGUCCUCUGUUUCCGAAUCUAGGGUUUGUACAGAUCUAAUUGUAGACACCGCAACCGAAUCGAACGAGAGAAGAGAAACUAAGGAGAAGGCGAGUCAUGUCGGAUUCUGAUAAAGAGCUUGAGAAUCAGAUUCUUGAAGCUGGGGUUAAGCUUGUUGACCCACCUUCUUCAGUCGAUGAGCUUCUUGCUCUCCUUGACAAACUUUUCCUAUGCCUGUCAGAGGUCGAACAGUCACCUCCUGACUCAAUGCAGAAUGCACUCUCUCCAUUGAUGAAAGCAUUAGUCGGUGGAAAACUCUUCAAGCAUUUGGACGCCCAAGUGAAAGUUGCUGUCGCUGCCUGUAUCAGUGAGAUUACAAGAAUAACUGCUCCCGAUGCUCCUUAUGAUGAUGAACAGAUGAAGGAAGUAUUCAAGUUAAUUGUAUCAUCAUUUGAAGAUCUAGUUGACAAAUCUAGCCGUUCCUAUCCCAAAAGGAUCUCAAUCCUUGAAACUGUGGCUAAGGUCAGAUCAUGUGUUGUGAUGUUGGAUCUUGAGUGUGAUGCACUUCUUAUCGAGAUGUUCCAGCAUUUCCUGAAGUCUAUAAGGGACCAUCAUUCAGGGAAUGUAUUCUCAUCUAUGGAGAACAUUAUGACCCUUGUCUUAGAGGAGAGCGAAGAAAUACCUUCAGAGAUGCUGACACCAAUUCUACAUUAUGUUAAAAAGGAUGAUGAGGUUUCGCAAGUAUCACGGAGGUUGGCAGAAAAAGUUCUUAGUAACUGUGCUAGCAAGCUCAAAACAUAUCUGACUGAAGCAGUGAAAUCAUCGGGUAUCCCUUUAGAUAAGUAUAGUAACAUAGUGGUUUCGAUAUGUGAAGGGACAUUCAGUGCUUCGCAACAGGGCGAAGUUGUUGCGAAUGAAAAAGAUGAAAGGCAAGGUCAUAUAACAAUGGAAGCGGAAGUAGAGGAUAAGCAGAAGGCAGCAGAAAUUUGUACCCCUGAGCGAAUUGAUGCACCUAAAGAUGAAUCUGGUAAGUCUGGAGUUAGCAAUGGUGUUGCGCAACAGAAUGAUUCUUCCGUUGAUACUGAUUCCACAAAGAAGCAAGACAAUAUGGGUGACAAAGAUGAGCCGCAACAACUUGAUAAUCCUAGCAACACUGACUUAGAUAAUACUUCUGGAGAGAAGCCUGAUGUUGAAAGUCAAAUUAAAGAAAUAGAAGAUCAAUCGAGUUCUGACAAACAGGCAGAUUCGUCAAAAAAUUCAGAUGUCAAAGAGGAGACUGAACCUGUACCACUCCUGGACAGCAAGGAUGUGCUAACUUCACCUCCUGAUGAUUCAUCUGUUAAUGCAGUCAUUUCUUCUGAUAAUGAGAAGAAAACAAGUGUGCAAGCUUCACCACCUAAGACACCAGCAGAUGAAACUGCUAAUGUCAGUUCGACACCAGCAGAUGAAACUGCUAAUGUCAGUUCUCCAUCUAGGGCUGAGGAUCUUAUUGAGCAAAGCCUCCCUAAGAAGACUACAAACCAGAAGGAAAAUGAGAGCUCAACAAAGGAUGUCAAACCUUCUGCUUCAAUUGCUACCGAAGAAGCUCCUGAAAAACCAAACACUUCUGAAGCUCAAAUGACCAAAAAUUCUGGAAAGAAGGUUGCUUCGUCAAGUAAAGCAAAGCCUACUGUUCCUUCUUCUAAGAAUAGCACUACUGAGGCAAAAGCAACCAAGCAGUCAGAGAAAAAGGCAGUUGAGAGUGGUAAUGCACAAGAAUCCACGAAGCCAAAAGAGGAUAAGAAAAAGCAAGUACGUGGGAAAACCAUGGAUGAGGAGUCACUACACACUUCGUCUGGUGAUAAUGGAAAACCAGCUGUUUCCUCUGGAAAAUCAGCUUCAAAAUCAAAGAAAGAAGUGAAGCAACCAGUAGAAGAAAGUCCUAGUACAAACACAAAGAGAAAACGAAGUCUAGACAAAGGGAAGGCAUCUGAUCUGCAAAACCAUGAUGAAAAUUUAGUUGGGUCUAGGGUCAAAGUCUGGUGGCCUAUGGAUCAAGCGUAUUAUAAGGGUGUGGUCAAUUCUUAUGAUUCUGCUAAAAAGAGACAUCUGGUUUGCUAUGAUGAUGGCGAACAAGAAAUCUUGAAUCUUAAGAAACAGAAGUGGCAUGUUCUGGAUGAAUCAGGAUCGUCAGAGGAUGAAGAAGCUGCUGAUCAGACGGAUCAAGAUAAAGAAGCCUCGCCAGCGCCCCAGAGGAAGAAAACUAAGACAGGCAAGCAAUCAAAGAUGGACUCAUCAGCGAAAAAGGGUGGUGGAGCUGGAUCAAGCAAGUCUAAAGCUGCUCCUGCUUCCAAGAAGUCUCAGGAUGGCAAGACAGAUAGCAAACUAAAGUAUUCGAAGGAAUCUGACAGAGAAGAAGAGGAUAGCUCUGGAGAGUCGAGUGACGAAGAGGAAAACCCCAAAACCGUUGGUAAAUCAGGAAGCAGCAAGCCGAAGAAAAAUAUAAGCAAUGUAUCGAAAUCUGGAAAAUCGAAGGACCAAGGAGCGUCUGGCACAUCCAAAGCUUCAUCCAAGAAAAAGGAAGAGCCGUCCAAGACUACAACAACUUCAAAAUCCAAGUCAGGACAAAAAUCUGCACCAGCCAAAAGCAAACCAGGAAAGGGAAAGGCUAAAUCUGGUUCUGCAUCUACACCUGCCUCCAAAGCCAAGGAGAGCGAUGCAGAGUCAGAAUCUGAAGAGGAGACAAUCAAGGCGCCAGAAUCAGCAACUAAAGGGAAUUCAGGCAAGUCGAAGGGAAGUCAGGCAAAGUCUGGUAAGAAGAGGAAGCGAUGAGUCUCUGGCCUUUUAGGAAAGGCCCUAGCUCUUUUCUCUUAUGAAUUAUGGGUAUGUAAUUUAAGGUGCAAAGCUAAGCGUGAUGGUGUGUGGUGGUAAUGGGCUAAUGGUGGUUGCGGUGAGAAAUGGUGAGAGAGACUUGACGUCGUCUUGGGCAGUAGAAGUGUAGAAUUGUUUUUUAAAACAAGAAGAGUAGUAGUGGUGGUUUUUCAUUUACUUAGUAUGUAGUGUUAAGGUUGAUACGUAAGGUGGCUUUGGUUUAUUUUAAUUUGUUCUUAUUUUUUUGGCCACGUUCAUCUCUCUCUCCAUGGAGUUCUGCAGAUAAUUUUUUGGUAGGAUAAAAUUUAAACGCAUUUCGACUGUUAGCAGUUAUCUCACCACAUUGAAAAUUUGGAUUUUAUUUAGGUUUAUGUGUGUAUUUGUGUUUUGAUCA